Molecule: messenger RNA, 995 nt
Organism: Symbiodinium sp. CCMP2456
Lineage: Eukaryota; Dinophyceae; Suessiales; Symbiodiniaceae
Source: the annotation of a GenBank genome assembly
GAAUUGAAGAUAGACAUCACAUCUACUUGGAUAUCAUUCCUGGGGAAGCACAUUGGCAGAUGAAUGCUUGUGAAGGGGCGAUCAAGGGCGUCAAAGAAGUGAUGAGCAAGUUGGCAGAUGAAGAUGAUCAGAUUACUCCCGAGGAUGCGCUAGCUACUGCAAUACUUACUUUUAACCAAAGGGAUGUGAUACGUGGUUUUUCGCCAAUGCAGCUGGCAUUUGGAUGUGGCCGAGAUGCCACGGGACGCCUCACUCAAGAGGUGCAGCAGCUACCUGAGGAGCUACAGGCUACGAAUGCCUCUGGAGAGUUCCAAGCUCUUUUGAAACGUCAGGCGAUCGCAGAGAAGGCGAUGGUGGAUUGGCGAAUUUGGCGAACUAAGGAGCGCUUGGAUCGUGCACAACAUUCGCGGCCACAACCCACGCGACACUACACACCAGGGGACCUGGUGUUCUACUGGCUGACACAGGAGUCUGGGCAGGGGAAAAGAAGCCAGGCUCGAAACAAGGACGCUUCCUGGGGCCAGCGAGGAUCCUCGCUACCGAGACAAAGCGGGAUGCACAAGGAGAUCUACGACCUGGGAGCUCAGUCUGGUGCGUACAAGGAGCUGGUGGAGGCCAUGGUGGAGAAUGACAGUAUCCCCUGGACCUUCACACGAGAUAUACAGCGAGAGCUACCGCCCACGCGACGCAUCUCCAUGAAACGACCGGGGCCAAGCAACCGCGCCACGAGCAUGGCGCACCCAGACGCCAUGGAAGAGGAUCCUCCCAACGUGGAGGAACGCGAACCACAGCGACUUCGGACUUCGGCGAGCCCAACGAGUGGGGAAGUAGCCAGCCAACACUGGACCGAGAGUCUGGCAGAAGAGGCCUUCCUUGUACACGAGUCCCCGUACUGGAGUGAGGAGACAGCCGCCGUGACCGUGGAGGUGGACGUGCCCACGAGCAAGCGAGGAGUACAGGCGAUGACGAGGGACAUGACGCACUUCUUUGUGGGA